Molecule: messenger RNA, 1098 nt
Organism: Malus domestica (apple)
Lineage: Eukaryota; Viridiplantae; Streptophyta; Magnoliopsida; Rosales; Rosaceae
Product: methyl jasmonate esterase 1-like
Biological process (GO): salicylic acid metabolic process; jasmonic acid metabolic process
Molecular function (GO): methyl indole-3-acetate esterase activity; methyl salicylate esterase activity; methyl jasmonate esterase activity
Source: RefSeq, a predicted model, not a curated record
AUCGUGUGUACAUAUGAAAGUAAGACGAGAGAUGCAAACCAUCAAGGAAAUUGAGCGUUAAUGAUAGAGAAGAUGGAGAACAUAACAGAGAAGCUUUGCUUAGCAAAAGCUAGUACCUCAACCCCAUCCUCGCCCCCCAUUCACAACCAAACUCAAAGUCCAAAACGUUUUGUGUUGAUACAUGGAGCUUGUCAUGGAGCAUGGAGCUGGUAUAAGGUGGCAACUCUCCUCAAGGACUCAGGUCAUCAUGUCACAGCUCUAGACUUGGGAGCAUCCGGGAUCAACCCGAUUCAGGUACAGCAACUGCCUUCGUUAUCGGAAUACGUCGAGCCUUUGACAAAGCUCAUGGUGUCUCUACCACCUGAAAAGGUUAUCCUUGUGGCUCACAGCUUUGGUGGAGCCGUCAUAUCUAUUUUCAUGGAGAGGUUUCCGCAUAAAAUUGCUGCUGCGGUAUAUGUUACGGCUGUCAUGUCUGGUCCUACUCUCAAUUUCUCAACUAUACAAUCAGAGAUUAAGAAAAGAUUCCAUUAUAUGGAUUCUCAAUUCAGAUAUGAUAACGGAACCAAUAACCCAGCAACAUCUUUUCUCUUUGGGCCCAAGGACUUGGCAACAAGCUUGUACCAGCUCUCACCACCACAGGAUUUAACCCUAGCGUUAUCGUUGGUGAGAUUUUUUCCUCGCUACAAUUAUGAUGUUAUAAAGCUCACAAAAGAGAAAUAUGGAUCAGUUCCUAGAGUAUUCAUCGUGUCCGGCGAAGACCAUGCUAUAGUAAUGGAUGUGCAAAAUUACAUGAUAAAAAGCAAUCCGCCAAAUGAAGUGAAAGUGAUAAACGGUUCUGAUCACAUGGUCAUGGUCUCUAAACCCGUAGAGUUGUUCUUCCAUCUCCAAAACACUGCUGAGAAAUAUUCAUAAACACAGUUACACAGACAUGUUUAGAUUAGGCAAACAAGUAUUAUACUAUUAUCCAAAUAAGUGAGAUUGUUUUAUAAGGGAUAAGUACUAAGAAUUAUAUGUGUCCAUGAACUUUAGCUAAAGAGGUAUAAAGUACUCAACAAUCUCAGAAUUCUCAAAUACAAUUUUAAUAUAUUUUUUUGUUCA